UGGCAGCAGUGGAUCGCACACCACACUAUACAAAAACAAGCUUUGGAGCAGAUGCCAACCUUCUGAAAUUCUAUUCCACAACAUAUUCCACAUCGUAUGGUCAUGAAGGAUUUGAACCCAGGCAAGCCGAGGGAUAUGGGUCUGGAUAUGUGACCAAUCAAAGACCUGUUUUAUGCUACUCAUCAUCCUUAGACAGAUUAGACAACCCAAUCCUUGGGCAGCUUUUGCGAGACAAUUAUAAUUCAAUAACCAAGAAGGACUUUGUGAAGUAUGAUGUCCCAGAUGGCAAAGAAGACUUUCCUCACAAGUUACAUUCUGUUGGCAGUGGAUUCAUGCGGAAAAAGCCACUGAAUUUUCCCUACCUCAAAGAUAUGAAAGAAGUCCACAUUGACACAAGGGACCAUGGACCAUUCUCUAUCACAGGAAUUGAACCUAAACACAUACCCUUCCUUUAUCAAAUUCAACCACGGGACUCAGUGAUGCAAGAAAAUGGAGGUUAUGGACCAAGCUACAUGUCCACAGAAUACAGUGCUAAAUACAAACUCAAACCAUUGGAUUUGCCAGUUUUCUCCCAACACAAAACAGUGGGGACAAAGGAGAACACUGGGUUCACGGAAGGUUCUCCUCUGAAACCCAUCACUUACCAUCACCCAUUAGCAUUCCAAGGUGACUUGCCGGGGUAUUGCACAGAUCGACCAACCGGAAUUUCCAUAACAAAAUCAGACUAUCUACCUUCUGGAACUUUACAUGGAGAUGAAUUUUUGCCUGCUGUGGCACAUAAGGCUGACAGAAACACUGGUUUCACUCAUAGAAUUGGAUUAUCACUGGAUACCGCACUGCCAACGGGGCUACAGAACCUUCCCACAGCUAAAGCAGAAAAGCUAAUGAAGGAAGACCCAGUUGAGUACCUUAACAGAAGUCAUCUUGAUGAACCUAGCAGCAUCAACUCCCUGACCUACACGUACCCAGAACAUAAACCAUUAAAAACAGAACUGCUGGGGAAUGUUAGUGUUGGUGCUAAGGAGCUUACUGGAUAUAGUAGCAAUGAAAAUGUCUAUGUACAUCCAGCCAAGACUGCAACAGAUGCUGACAGAUUUUUGACAAAUUAUAAACUUUGGCACGAUGACAAAAAUCCAAAAGGAGAGGAUAGAGAAGGUUGGACGAGGGGAGGAAUUCAGAAACAGUUUGCUCACAGUUAUGCUGUUAGGUCCAAGAAACAUCAGCAUGGCCCGGACUACAAUGUAACUGAAACUUUACGCCGGAUUCACCCCCAUGUUGCCAGGACAUUAAAGUCAGUUGAUGAAUUUUAUGAUGAUCACACUUAUGACCACAAAUUGCGUCCACCUGGGCUUACCCUGUGAGGGUAUGUGCUGCAGUCUGUUGAAUUUGAAAUAUUCUAUUGGUUGUCAGGAAACCUGAAAAGCACACCACCAAAUAUUGCAAGAUAUGAACUAUUUUUCCUCAAAAUAACGAAAAUGGAAACAAUGGAUAUAAUUGAAAAAGAAAAUCUGGUCACUAUCAAUGCUGGUCAAUGUAGUGUUGAUUUUUAUUUCCCUCUAGAUAAACUAUCAAAAUUUUGUUUGGACAGUAAAUAGAGAGUAAUUGGUUAAAUAAGAGAGCCACAGGCAUGUAACUGACUGACUCAUGAAGUUAUUCAAUAACAUAUUGUAUAACUAGGUUGCACCUACAAAUCAGAACCUAAUUAAGAGGUUUAAGCGUUUUUUUUUCAGAUACAGCCUCAUGCUAACUAGGAGUUAGCAACAGACUGGAAUAUAAUCACAAUAUUCAUAUUUUAAACAUAAAAAAAGCUUAUAUUCUCUCAUGGCCAAAUACUGUGAGCAAUCUGAUUAAGCUUCAGAUAAAUGUCCAAAGUAUUCAGUGGUGUGAUCAAUGGAAUAGACUUUAAGUUGUGGACCAGACAAUUGCUUCAGUCUUCACAAUGUUAGCUGGAUAUUACCAUUCAUUUAAGAUUGACUAACAGACAAGCUGCCUAACAGAACAGUGUGAAAAAUGAUGGAAAUGUAGAGCUGUGUAAUCAACACAAUGUGAAAGUUGAUCUGUAGGUUACUUUUGAAAAGGGACAGAUGCAUGCAUAGCAGAAGGAGGAUGAAUCUUUGAGAAUUCCUGAUGUAACUUUACAGGGGUAGGAAGAGAAAAGUAAAGAAACUUUAGUUAUGUUCGAAAGUUAUGAGUGGACCAAAGUGAGGGCAAUCACAUGGCCCAAAGUGGGAAGCUGGAGAAUGGAGGAAAUGUGUUGGAAGUGGAUGUUGUGAUCAAUUGUUGUGAAGAAUGCAGAAACAUUGAAGUGGAUAUACAACCAACAUACACCAGAGUCAGUGAUAAGCACUUGUGACUUUGGCCAUUUCAGUACUGUGAAGAAAGCUGGAAAAAUGAUUGAAAAGAUUAGAAAGUGUUGACAGGUGAGCGUGCCCAAACCUGAGAGUCAACGACACUUUCAAGGAGGUGGAAUGAUUGGAAAUGGGAAGGCAACGGGGUUAAGGAUAAGGCUUGGAGGAGUGAGGGUGGCAAUUUUGACAGAGAAGGUUGAUCAGCAGAGGCGUGCAGAGACAGGUGGUUGUCAUGGGAAUAAAGAAGAAAGUUGGAUGUGAAGUAUAUAUGUGGGAAUGGGACGGGGAAUCAGGAGUUUACUUAUUGGACUUACAUGCAAGGCCAUUUUAAUCCUUACAAGAGGCAGCUGAGAGGAAAAUGAUGAACAAUGACAUUAGCAUGGGGUUGCAAGUUCCAGUUAACCAAGACAAUUUUGGAAUCGAUAUCAAAUUACUAGUUACAUAAAAAAGUGAUUUGGGAGUAGAAUGGACGUCUGGGUUGAAUUUUGGAACAAAGUUCUGAAAUCAUUUAAGGACUAACUGGAUUCUAUAAUGGCACAAGUUGGGAUGUAACAUGCUUGGUUGUGCUGUUCCCAGCAAACAAAUAAAUUGUUGACACUCUGUUGAUGUAGGAAGAAUGUACCAUUGGGGAACACAUCAGUAGCUGCCUGAAACGGAUUGUCACCCUUCAAUCUGUUUACAAAGAUGCUUUGAUUUUUAUAAUUAA
Stegostoma tigrinum is the source of this 3054-nucleotide messenger RNA. RefSeq names its product protein phosphatase 1 regulatory subunit 32-like. Bases 333 to 1361 code for a protein of 342 amino acids. Gene Ontology annotation, molecular function: phosphatase binding. NCBI's taxonomy places the organism in Eukaryota, Metazoa, Chordata, Chondrichthyes, Orectolobiformes, Stegostomatidae. The transcript has 13 exons. The record is from RefSeq and is a predicted model, not a curated record.